Metarhizium robertsii ARSEF 23 is the source of this 1161-nucleotide messenger RNA. RefSeq names its product abhydrolase domain-containing protein. The transcript has 6 exons. Lineage: Eukaryota; Fungi; Ascomycota; Sordariomycetes; Hypocreales; Clavicipitaceae. The record is from RefSeq and is a predicted model, not a curated record. The coding region runs from base 1 to 1161 and encodes 386 amino acids.
AUGACAAAGUCGCUCAUUCGGACGGCCUCCCUGGCUGUCCUUGGCCCGCUAGCCUUGUACACAGUUUUUUGGAGCUUGGCCGUGAUACCAUUCUUCCAGCGACACUUCUUAUACGCGCACAAGUUCAACACCCUAUUCUGGUCUGACGUGAACGAGCCAGAGAGAUGGGGGUUCGCAAAGCAUCAAGUGGCACCCUUUUACUUGAAAACGCCCGACGACAACAAUCUCUACGCGUGGCACAUAUUGCCUCUCCCUCUGUAUCAUAAGCAUGAAGACCAAAUCGUGCAAGGAGCGUCAUCGGAGACGGUCCCCCUUGACAUUACCAGCACAGAAUCGUUCCGAUUACUGAAGUCGGACCCGAAGUCCAAAUUGAUUCUGUAUUUUCAUGGAAAUGCCGGCCAUAUCGCUCAGAUGUUCAGAGCAGACAGCUACCAUUCACUAACAGACACGUCAUCCUAUCACGUAGUUGCCAUUGACUACCGUGGCUACGGCCAUUCCACAGGCGUCCCCAGCGAGGAGGGCCUCAUCCAGGACGCGGAGACACUUGUCAAUUGGGCCAUGAAUGUGGCUGGCAUUCCGUCUCAUAGAAUCGUCCUGUUUGGUCACAGUCUCGGGACGGCGGUGGCAAGCGGUGCAGCCGAGCGAUUUGCCCGCCAGGGCGUUGAUUUCGCCGGCCUCGUUCUUGUUGCUGGAUUCAGCGACCUCGCCAAUUUGCUGACGGGGUAUCGCAUUAGCGGCGUGUUCCCCGUCGUGGGACCGCUCGCAGCCUGGCCCUCUGCCGUCAAGUAUCUGCAGACGUACGUUGUGGACAAGUGGCAUUCCGCGGACCGACUUGCCAGCAUCGUGCGCAACACCAAGAAGAGGCUGCGCCUUGAGCUGAUCCAUGCCUACAGCGACUGGGACAUCCCGUGGCAGCAUGAGGAGAUUCUGUUCCAGGCAGCAGCCAAUGCAACGACCAACGGCCUCAACCAAACCGAGUUUGACCAGUUCAAAGAGAAGCACAUGAAGCUCAGCCCCGGAGGCGACGGCUUUUCAGUGACUGUAAAAUCUAACCCAGAUACCAUAAUCAGGCAGCAGUUGGUUCUUCACGGAGGCCAUAACGAAAUCGUAGCUUCUUCAUCCGUGCUGAGGGCCGUAAUGAGGUGUUUUGACGAGGAGUAA